Metarhizium acridum CQMa 102 is the source of this 28173-nucleotide messenger RNA. Lineage: Eukaryota; Fungi; Ascomycota; Sordariomycetes; Hypocreales; Clavicipitaceae. The record is from RefSeq and is a predicted model, not a curated record.
AUGGGCUCCAGCCCGCAGCAGGCCACCAAUGGAGACAUGGCAGAUGGCCAUGCUGCCAGUGCUGAUACCAAUGACAUCAAGCAACUCCAACAAUGGAAUGGCAAAGGUGUCGCCAGGGACGACACUCUGCGCGUGCACGACCUAAUCCAGGCGCAUUUCGACGGUCAACCGUCUGCCCCCAGCGUGUGCUCUUGGGAUGGUAGUCUGACCUACCGUGACCUGGACCAGCUGUCCUCGGGUCUUGCCGACGAGUUGAUGGCCCGAGGAGUUGGCUGUGAGACGUUUGUUCCCCUGUACUUCCAAAAAUCGAAAUGGACCGCCGUGGCUAUUCUUGCUGUUGUUAGAGCCGGAGCGGCCUUUGUGCUGUUGGAUGACUCGCACCCCUUGCCGCGUCUGCGCGAGAUCUGUGAAGAGGCGCAUGCGACGAUUGUGUUGGCUGCCUGUGAGCUCCGGGAUAAGGCGCAACAGCUGGUAGACGAGUCCCCCGUCAUCUUGGUUGGAGAGACGCAGUCGCAGCAAUGGCCUCGGGACAACAAUGAGUCCUGGAGAGCAUCGCCCGUGACGGGAACCAGUGCGUUAUACGCCGUGUUUACUUCCGGGUCUACGGGCAAGCCUAAAGGCGCGGUGAACGAACAUGCCUCCCUAUGCGCUGCGGCCCAGGCAUCGGGGCGAGCCCUGGCCAUGAGCUGCCGGACAAGGGCCUUUCAAUUUGCUUCUUAUGCAUUCGACCCGACAAUCAUGGACUUCCUCCGGACGUGGAUCUACGGCGGGUGCGUAUGCAUUCCGUCUCCAGCCCAGGCGAAAAACGACAUUGCCGCCGCCAUGACCCAGCUCGGGGCCAACCUCGCCAGUCUGACGCCCUCGGUGGCACGCCUCCUCGAUGCCGACGCGCUGCCGGCCCUGCGAGCACUAGAAUUCGCCGGUGAGCCCAUGCUGCAAAGCGACCUGGAGAAAUGGGCCGACCGGGUAUUGCUGGUCAAUGCAUACGGCACCGCCGAGUGCUCCGUGUACUCGGUGAUUUGCUCUCCGGUGCGCCGCGACGGACAUCCGCACAACAUCGGCUUCGCGGCCGGAUGUGUCGCGUGGAUUGUGGACCCGGCCGACCACCACACUCUGCUUCCAAUCGGCCAAGCCGGAGAGCUGGUGUUGGAGGGCGCCGGUAUAGGACGCGGCUAUCUGAGCAACAAGGAGCUGACGGCGGCCUCCUUUGUUCUUGGCCCGGCGUGGCUGCACCAGUUCCGAGGCGAGGAAUCCCGUCAUAUUCGCCUAUACAAGACGGGCGACCUGGCGCAAUAUCAACCCGAUGGAUCUCUUCGGUGCCUGGGCCGGAAGGACACCCAGGCCAAGGUUCGCGGCCAGCGCAUUGAGCUGGGCGAAGUCGAAUGGCAUAUCGGAGACCUGCUCCAUCAGCGCCACCAGGUGGUUGUAGACGUGGUCCAGGUGCACCGCGGCGUCGGCACACAGGCCGUCCUCGUAGCAUUCGUGCGACUCCGGGAUGCUGUGGUCGACGAGGAAUCCCCGGCCACUGAGUUGUUUGCCACACCAACAGACGUCUUCCGCCUUCAAAUGGAGAAGGUAGAGAUGGAACUGAAAGGGCGAGUGCCCGCAUACAUGGUUCCCGGGGCCUUUGUCGCGCUGAACUAUGUUCCCCUGUCGAUAUCAGGCAAGACAGAUCGUAGACGGCUCCGAGAAGAAACCGCCGCACGGCCAUGGGCCGGUAUUGAGGCGUACAUGUUACACCAGAAAAGCAGGCAUUAUUCUCCGAAAACAGACAUCGAAAGGAUCCUCCAAGGCUCAUUUGCCCAUAUUCUAGGAGUACAAGCUGAGGAGCUCGCUCCGCAUGAUUCCUUUUUCCGUAGAGGAGGCGACUCCAUCUCGGCCAUGCAGCUCAGCGCCCAUUGUCGCCGCCGGGGUCUGUCUAUUACGACCCAGGAGAUUUUCCAGUACCCUACAAUUGCUGAAUUGAACGCUAGAAUCCUCACGCAGGUGGAUUCCCAGGCCCCCUCCACGGCCCUGCCAUUCCCCCUCUCCCCAGUACAGCACAUGCUGCUCCAGCAGAAGAGCUUUCCCAGCCGGGAGUCUCACAGUCUCCAAGUUCCCAGUCGAUCCCUAUUCCUGCAAUUAGCAAGGCCGAUCAGUCUGAUAGAGUUGGAAUCCGCGAUACAGUCUGUCAUCCAUCGCCAGCCUAGCUUGUCCAUGAGGUUUACCACUGGAGAAGACGGCCAGUUGAUGCAGACAGUGACAUCUUUGAUCCGGGGCUCGUAUCAAUGUUCCCAUAUUCAAACCUCUGCUGCUGCUGCUGUUGCAACACUGGAUCCUCGCCCGGAGCGUCUCAACCUGGAAACUGGACCACUUCUUUUGGCUGAUUUAAUCACCACACAGAGCGAUGAUAGCCAGCAUCUACUCUUAGUAGCACCACAGAUCGUUGUUGACGUCCCUUCAUGGCAGAUCAUUCUCAACGAGCUCAGCAGCUGUUUUACCGGCGGUGAACUUUCUUCGUCCGUCGCAACAGCAUCGUUCCAGUCGUGGUGUGAGGCUAUUAGACCCCAUAUAAACGGACAACUCAACGGACAGUCCGCUGAAUGGACCUUGUCCAACUUUUGGGGAUUAGUCGAUCCCAGCAGUACGAAGAGUAGCAGGACCAUCUCAACUGAGUUCAUUUUGGAUGCCUCCAGAACCGCCUUGUUGUUACAGAGGGGAGAGCAUGCCCUUCGCGCAGAGCCGCCAGAGAUACUCCUGGGCGUUUUUUUGCAUGCCUUCAGGGCCAGCUUCCCGGGGCGAGACGGUCUACAAAUUUUCAUCGAACGCGAUGGACGGACAGCAGGUGCUUCUCAAGUUGUCGGUCAGUUUACCACCUACACGCCCAUCAUGUUGCAACCGGGUCAGGAUGGGGAUGUGGUGGAUGUGGUGCGCCGAGCAAAGCACGCUCAUCGCAAAGCGCGCAAAGAACAUUCAAUCCAUUCUGGACACGUAUUUCCGAUGGAGGCAAUUUUUCAUUGGAAGCAGGAGAAGGAACAUCAAGCCCUCAGUUCGGGAUCUGAGGUGGGGGAACUGUUUUUGCAAGAGGUAUCAUCUCCUGUAAGUGGUUGUGAAUCGCAUCAAGCUCGGAAACCAGCUCUCUUUGAGCUUAAUCUGUUGCAAUCCGGUAGCUCACUCGCAGUUUCCCUGGUUUAUCGGGAGAAUAUGAUGCACCAAGACGCCAUCAGUCAAUGGUUCCAGCGCUCACAAGAUACCUUGGAUGAGCUGCUGCCACGAUUGGAAAACCUCACGUUUCGGCCUAUGCUUGAUGACUUCUCCCAGCUGUCCAUUACUCCGGCAGAGCUGGAGACGCUGAUCUUGGAUAUCUUAGCUCAGCAAGAUAUUCUUAGUCUAUCCGACAUUGCAGACAUCUACCCGGCCUCUUUCAUUCAGCAGGGAAUGUUAUUAAGUCAGGCUCGGGACCCUCAGGCCUACUGGUCCCGUACCUCAUGGGAGGCACGCUCCCGCGAUGGAUCUGUAGUCGUACUGCACAGACUUCAGGAGGCAUGGCAGCAGGUGGCCAUGAGCCACUCUAUACUCCGGACUCUAUUUGUGCAGAGCCAAGAUGGUUCCCACUACCAAGUUCUGUUGAUGCAUCCGCCCCUUCCAGUCAAAAUCCUGCCCUUGAAUGCACUGGAGCAAAUCCAAGUCACAACAAAUGAGGCUCCCGGUGGCUUGAAAAGGCGCACAUUACUUCCUUGGAGUCUCACCCUUAGACCUCUAAGUGACGGUAGUGUGACAUGCGAGAUUCAGAUAAGCCACGCCCUCAUGGAUGGGGAGUCAAUGCAAUUGUUGAUCCGGGACGUUCAACGUGCGUAUGAUGCGGAACAACCGCAUAGGGCCCCUCCCUUGUAUAGCCAAUAUGUCGGUUAUCUGAACCAGGUCUCUCGGAAUCCUGUGCUAGAAUAUUGGAAGGGUUACCUCGAGGGGACCGAGCCGUGCCACUUUCCUGCGUUUCCGAGUUCGCAGCUCACUCCGGCAGUUGAGAAGCUCGUAGAUCUUGACAUUGUCAUCGAGGAUGCGCACCAGCUGUUUUCUUUCUGCAGGGAAGAGGGCAUCACACUCUUCAAUGUGGUUCAGCUGGCAUGGGCCAUUGUGCUUCAAUGCUACACGGGCAAUGAGACGGUUGCCUUUGGGUAUUUAACAUCCGGACGAGACGUUCCGAUUGAUGGGGCAGAGGACAUGGUAGGCCCUCUUAUCAAUAUGUUGAUUGUGAGAAUUGAUCUCCAAGGUGACCUAAGCGUCCGGAAGCAUUUACACGAAUGCCGGGACCGGUAUAUGCAAAGUAUUCCCAACCAGCACUGCUCUCUAGCCGCGAUAUAUCGUGCCCUGGGCCAUUCUGGCACACCCAUGUUCAACACCAUCAUCACGUACCAAAAGCUGCUGCCCAUUGAUACCAGUGCAACCAUAGAGUUUAUCGAGAUCCUUGAUCAACAACCUACCGAGUUCGACAUAGUCUUGAAUGUCAGGGCUGGCCGCAAUGAUGCGGCUGUCUCGUUGACCUAUUGGGGAAAUAAGAUUCCGCCUGAGUUGGCUCGCAGCAUAAAACGCACUUUCAGCGCCGUACUCGAAGGGAUCACAACCCGGCCGGAUGUGAAUGUGUCCGAGAUGAACUUGGUGAGCGCCGCGGACCUGGUUCAAAUUAUGGAUUGGAACGAGCCCCCAGCUGCUACAGUGAGCGCCUGUAUCCAUGAUAUGGUCAGGGAGGAAUGCAUUGCACAUCCGGACCGGCUGGCGAUAGACGCAUGGGAUGGAAGCUUCACAUACCAACAGUUGUGGGAUCAUUCCUCCGCGCUGGCUACGUGUCUAAUAGACCAGGGAGUCGGACCGGAGAUGCCUGUGCCGAUUUGCCUUGAAAGGUCCGCCUGGGUGCCUGUUUCUAAGCUGGCUGUCCUAAGGGCAGGAGGUAUAUGUGUGCCGUUAGACCCUAGCGCUCCCGUCGAGCGUAUUCAGGCCAUGCUUGAGGAGGCCACGCCAGAGAUCAUCAUCGUCUCAUCAACAACGGCCAAUAUUGACUUUCAAUCCUCUGCGAGGAAAAUUGUCAUUUCUUCAGACACCUUUGCGCACUCCGCCGCGCAACUCCCGGAUCCAUCUUCGCCGGUGCGACCGAGCAACGGCGCAUACAUCCUAUACACAUCCGGCAGCACUGGUCGUCCCAAGGGCAUCAUCCUUCAACACGAUGGGCUUUCCACGAGCAUACGUGAGCAGAGUCGCAGAUUAAGCAUCAAUGGUGAGACCCGAGCGCUGCAAUUCGCCUCGUACACUUUUGACGUUAGUGUUUGGGAAAUCUUUGCGGUACUGACCUCGGGGGGGUGUGUCUGCAUCCCUUCCCAAAUGGCAAGAAUGAAUGAGCUGGCGACAUUUAUAUCAGAUGCAAAAGUCAACUGGGUAGCCCUAACCCCGUCUUUCGUUCGUCUUUUCCAGCCCAAAGACUUUCCCGGCGUGCGCACCAUGAUCCUGACCGGAGAGAACCUGCCCCAAGAUAUCGCGGAUACUUGGUGCAGCAAAGUCGAAUUUAUCAACGCUUAUGGGCCUACUGAGUGUACUAUUUGCACUGUACAACCGGUAGAGGCUGGUCGAUGGACCAUGGGCACAAUUGGAUGGCCCCUUGGAGGUUCUGGCUGGGUCGUUGAUCCAUCCAACAUUAAUCGACCCAUGCCUAUUGGCGCAAUAGGAGAGCUCAUAUUCGAAGGACCUGUUGUAGCUCGCGAAUACUUUCGUCGGCCUGAUGCCACCAAGACUUCCUUCGUUUCUGCUCGACCAUCCUGGUUACCCACGUCUUCUUCUUACAAGGGUUGUCGGUUAUAUCGAACUGGUGACUUGGUGCAUUAUAAUUCGGAUGGUUCUCUGCGAUAUCUGGGUCGCAAAGACAGCCAAAUCAAGCUUCGUGGUCAUAGAAUUGAACUGGAAGAGGCCGAAUUUCUUUUUCGGCGUUAUCUGCCUCUGGGAUACAAUGUCGUGGUUGAUGUUAUCCAUCCGACUGAUCAAGUCAGAUCUGGUAUUUUGAUUGCCUUCCUCUGCAAUGAGGCGGAUAUAAGCCAGAAUAUCCAGCCGGGGUCACUCUUGAUGCCAGCGAGCGACAGCUUCCGCUUGCUGUCUCAAGACAUCCAAACGAAGCUACCUUUUUCCAUCCCCAACCACAUGAUUCCUCAAUUCAUGAUUCAGAUUUCGAUGAUUCCGAGAACCAAGUCAGGAAAAACUGACCGUCGCUUAAUUCGAGUAGCUGCGUCGCGGCUCUCUCGCAUCGACCUCGAGAUGCUGGUGGAUGCCAAGGGAGGAAGCGGAAAGAUGCAGCCUACAACGCCAAAUGAGAAGCUCAUGCAGAUUCUCUGGGCUACGGCGCUUGACCUACCGACGGAAAGUGUGGGAACUAGUGACAAUCUCUUUCAGCUCGGCGGCGAUUCCAUCACGGCCAUGAGAAUCGUGGGCCUUACCCGCGCAGCAGGCUAUAGUCUGGUGGUCUCCGACAUAUUCAGCAGGCCCAGCCUACAACGUUUGGCCGAAGGAUUGCAGCGCCGUGAUCUAUCAUUCGUCCAAAAUCCUACUCCAUUCAGUCUAAUACCAUCCGAGGAGAAGGCCCAAGCGCUCAUAGAGAUGGCGACGAACGAGUGCCAGGUAUCCUCCGAUGAAGUAGAGGACAUUUAUCCGUGCACUGCGCUUCAGGAGGGUCUUGUGAGUCUUACUAUCAAACAUCAAGGCUCAUAUGUAGCCCAGUACCAGCACCGAAUCGAUCCCGGUGUCGAUGUUCCUCGUCUUGCGGCCGCAUGGGACACGGUCGUUGCCGCCAACCCCAUCCUGCGGACACGAAUUAUCCAGUCACAGUCCGCUCGCACGUUCCAGGUUGUCUUAAAGCAUGGCCCUACCUGCGUGAUAGAGUCCUCAGGUCUCGAGGAGACCAUGAAGGCCACAAAAGAGGCCAGGAUCGCACUAGGAGCACCGCUGCUUCAAUGUGUCAUAGUCUCAGGAGAGUCUGAAACCUUUUUGGUCCUCACUAUUCACCACGCCGUGUAUGAUGGCUGGUCAAUGACGCUUCUUCUGGAGCAAUUAGAGUCGGCCUAUGCUGGUCAGACUUUGAAGCCGCGCCCGUUCACCGGCUUUGUUGAAUAUCUGAGUCGUAUGGAUAUAUCAGCUCGUAACAGCUUUUGGCGGUCUCAGUUCACAGACUUGAACUGCGCCGUGUUUCCCACUGCCCCGGUUCAGCUUAGCCGUGCUACCAUGGCGACUGCUCUGCAGCUUGUAGAGCACAGGCUGAAGACUCCGUCUAUAGGCUCCAAGUUUACCCUUUCUACCAUAGUCCGCCUGGCCUGGGCUAUGGUAUUAUCCAAGCACACAGAUUCGCGUGAUGUUGUCUUUGGGGCGACCGUUGCCGGGCGUAGCGCGCCUGUCGCGGACAUUGAGCAGAUGACAGGCCCUACGAUGGCGACAGUCCCAUUCCGAGUGCAUAUUAAUCCCGCAGAAUCUGUGCUGGACUCAUUGGAGAAUGUGCAGGCUCGAACAAUUGACAUGAUUCCUUAUGAGGCGACUGGUCUACACAACAUCAAGGCUCUAGGAGCAGGUGCCGCGGCCGCGUGUCAGUUCCGGAAUCUCCUCGUCAUUCAACAACAGCAAAGCUUUUACCAGCCAAAACUUAUGCAUGAGGUUCAGCGAUUCACGGAAAAUAUUGCCGCCAUUAACACGUAUCCAUUGACCCUGCUAUGCAAUCUCAACGGAGACCAUAUUUUGAUCCAAGCAUCCUUUGAUUCAAAAGUGCUGAGUAAAGCAGAGACGGAAACAUUGUGCUAUCAUCUGGGACAAGCGACCCUUCAGCUAGUGGAAAAGCAUUCCUUAAAUGUUUCUGAUAUUGACCUGGUCGGGCCGGAGACAAUACAGCAGCUUCAGGCCUGGAACCAGAAUAUCCCUCCCCAGGUUGAGGGCCUGGUGCACGAGGUGAUAGGCGGUUAUUUCAAGAGUCGGCCGCAAGAACCUGCUGUCUGUUCAUGGGAUGGUAACCUGUCUUAUAGCGAGCUAGACAGCUUAUCCUCUCAGCUCGCCGAGGUAUUAGUCCAGCGAGGGGUAGGGCCAGAAGUACUUAUCCCUGUGUUCCUGGAAAAGUGCAAGUGGACCCCUAUUGCCAUGCUCGCGAUCAUGCUUGCUGGCGGUGCAUUUGUGUUGAUGGAUCCUGCACAACCCUUGGGUCGUCUAAAACUCAUUCAUAGUCAGCUGGAUGCCCCUGUUUUACUUACGUCCACUUCACUCUCGUCUGCUGCGUUCGACAUUGCCUCAACGGUUAUUCUUCUGGAUAACAAUGAAUGGCAAGAGGAGACGGAUAAAAAAUCAACAAAACCUAAAGUGUGGAGGACGUCUGGUGUCCAACCGAACAACAGGGUGUAUGCAGUCUUCACCAGCGGCACCACCGGUACCCCAAAGGGCGUUGUCAUUGAGCACGCGGCAUGUCUCACGAGCAUGCAAGCCCUCAUAGGUCCCAUGGGUAUCGACAGGAACACACGGGCUCUCCAGGUGGCUUCUUAUGCCUUCGACGUGAGCGUCUCUGACCAUCUAGCGACUUUGCUUGCCGGGGGUUGUAUCUGUAUUCCGCAGGCCUCGCAGCGGGAAAAUAACCUUGCAUUGGCUGUAAAAGGGCUCCAAGCCAACUACGUGCAUAUCACCCCAUCACUAGCCGAGCUGCUGAGGCCAGAAGAUGUUCCUGGACUGCGUACUCUGGUGCUCAGCGGAGAGCCCAUGACCGCAGGUCUGGUGGCCACCUGGGCUGACGCAGUGAAGCUGAUCAACGCAUAUGGACCUGCGGAAUGUUCUGUUGACUGCUUCGUCAAUGCCUCCAUCACGAGCACGACAGAUCACUCCAACAUUGGCUAUGCUACCGGUAGUGCUGGCUGGAUCGUGGACCAGGACGACCAUGAUAAGCUGGCUCCAAUUGGUACAGUUGGUGAACUUGCAGUCGAGGGCGCGAUCUUAAGUCGGGGCUAUUUGAAUGAUGAACAGAAAACUUCUGCUGCCUUUAUCCAGGACCCCGCGUGGGUUCGCCGCUUUCCACUCCAACCUGGUCCACGGAGGUUGUACAAAACGGGAGAUCUGGUUCAAUAUCACCAGAAAAACGGGUCAAUGCGCUAUGUCGGCCGCAAAGACACCCAAGUGAAAGUGAGAGGACAAAGACUUGAGCUAGGAGAAAUUGAGCAUUAUUUGAAGGAGUGUUUUGCAGAGGCGACGCGUCUGAUGGUGGACCUGAUUGUUCCAGUUAGUGAUGACGAAAGACCUGCCUUGAUGGCAUUCAUCGAAAUUCCCAGCGAGUAUCAUGAUCUUCGGGGAGAAACUUCUGCACAUGGCCUCUUCAAUCAACCUAGUGAUAUGUUCCGAGCCAAAGUGCAGGCGGUGGUCACUCAACUGCGCAAGAAGCUUCCACCUGCCAUGGUGCCGGCAAUUUUUAUUCCCAUGGUGAAGAUCCCUCUGUCAGCGUCUGGUAAAACGGAGAGAAAAACUGUGCGCCAAGCUGCGUCGCGUCUUUCAAGAGGAGAAAAAAGACGCUACAUGGCGGCAAGCAAAGCUAAACGAGCCCCGACCACUGAGACGGAGCGUCUUGUCCAAUCUAUCUCUGCUCGUGUGUUGAAGGUGCCGGUCGAGGAUAUCGGAAUGAAUGAUACCUUCUUCGAACAUGGAGGAGACUCGAUCUCGGCUAUCCGCUUUGUUGGGGAUGCUCGUCAGGCCGGUUGGACUGUACAGGUGGUAGAUAUCUUCAGCGAGCCGACCCUCGCAGCGUUGGCUGGAACGAUGCAUCGCAGUGAAGGCGACUUGACAGCGCGACCAAUUCCACCGUUUCUCCUUCUGCCAAAUGAGGCGGAAACAGCCCGACUCUGUUCUCUGGUAGCCAGCUCUUGUUCUAUAUCCACCGAUCGGAUUCAAGAUAUCUAUCCCGCAACCGCCCUCCAAGCUGGGUUGCUGGCGUUAAGCUUGAAACAACAAGGGGCGUACCAAGGCUAUUUUCCUAUACGACUGCCGUCCGAUGUCGACCUCGAUAGCAUGAAGAGGGCUUGGGAGUCGACCGCAAAGGCUAAUGUCAUUCUACGCACUCGAAUCGUCCAAGAUGCCGAUGGACAAUUAUACCAGGCCGUAUUGGAUUCUGAGGUUGAGUGGCACGAGGCAGCUAAUCUAGAUGAGUAUUUCAAAGUGGGAGCCUCUAUAGCUAUACGCAUGGGAGGUCCUCUAGCCAGAGCUGCCAUUGUGCAGGAUUCCAAGCAGGGCGGGUGGUGUCUGGUGGUGACGCUGCAUCACGCUUUAUACGACGGAUGGUCCAUCUCUACGCUUGUCCAGGAUCUGCAAACAGCCUACCUAGGCCAGAUGUUAUCUCCUCGUCCGUUCAAUGGGUUCGUGGACUACAUUUGCCGCGCUGAUGAUGUUGCUAGCUCCGAGUUUUGGAGAAACGAAUUUGAGGGCCUUUCCUGCGGACAGUUCCCGCCGCUGCCGUCAGCUCACUAUGUUCCAUCCAUAGAUAGCUUCCUCGAGCACACACUCGCGCUCCGUGGGCUGUCUUCGGACUUCACCAUUUCCACAAUUGUGCGCCUAGCUUGGGCAGCAGUGAUCUCUAGCUACAGCAGCUCGGACGAGGUGGUUUUUGGCACCACUGUUGCUGGACGCAGCGCUCCAGUCCCAGGCAUUGAGAACAUGACAGGCCCAACUAUUGCCACAGUGCCCAUCCGCGUUCACGUCGACCCCAAUAUGCGUAUCAAAGAUGCACUGGAAGACAUCCGCACACGUGGAACCCAAAUGAUACGAUUCGAGCAGGCCGGACUCCAAUCCAUCCGCUCCCUGAGCCCUGAGGCGGCGUUAGCUUGCCAAUUCCAGAGUUUGCUUGUGAUUCAGUGGAUGAAUGAAGAAAGUACCGAAUCAUCAGACUUCUCUGUGGCCUAUGAGUAUGCUCAUGACGAGAAAGCAUUCUCCUCAUAUGCCAUCAACCUCACGUGCGACUUGGCUUCCUCUUCAGUCAAGUUCCGCGUCGCGUUUGACAGCCACAUUACCGAGCCCGCCGUCAUGCAAAUGAUGAUGUUUCAGCUGUCUCAUGCCAUUUCCCGAAUCAUGGAUAACGCUAUGUUUGUGAGGGAUCUGAAGGAGAUUAGUCCACAGGGCAUGCAAUCUCUCCUAGAGCGGAACACCCAUAUCCCACCACGUGUUCCGGCUUGCGUGCACGAUUUAAUUUUGUUUUACAGCAAGAGUACGCCGGACGCAAUCGCCGUGGACGCCUGGGAUGGGACACUAACGUACCGCGAGCUGGACUUGUCUUCCUCCAGCCUAUCGGCGCACCUACUCUCCUCAGCCCAAGUGAAGCCGGAGAUGAUUGUCCCUAUCUUAUCAGAGAAGUCCAUGAACACAGCGAUUGCGCUGCUUGGUGUGAUGCGGGCUGGCUGUGCGUUUCUUCUGCUGGACUCUUCACAGCCAGCCGCCCGCCUGAAAUCCCUCUGCGAAGCUGUUGAGACAAAAAUUGUUGUAGUAUCAGCGAAACACGCGGAUCUAGCAUCUACACUGGCCCCAGAUGCACAGAUAGUAGUGUGCUCGCGGCAAAAUCUUGCCUCCUCUGGUUUGCCUAAUGGAGUGGCCCUCCCUGUUCCGGCUUCUGAUCCCAGGCAAAUUGCCUACUGCGUCUUCACCAGUGGAUCUACUGGUACACCAAAAUGCAUCCUUAUCGAGCAUUCCUCCUUCUGUACCAGCAGCCUGGCGGUUGGGCGGCUCAUCGGUAUGGACCAAAGCACACGGGUCUUCCAAUUCGCAUCCUAUGCAUUCGAUGUCAGUAUCACCGAUCAUCUGCUUCCUUUAAUGCAUGGAGGCUCCAUCUUUAUUCCACACAGCGAGCGUGUCAAGAACAACCUCCCGGCUGCUUUGAGGGAGUCGCGCGCAACCUUUGCAGAAUUGACUCCCUCUGUGGCUAGAAUGCUUGAUGUAGGCGAUGUAUCCAGUCUACAGAUCCUCGUCAUGAGCGGUGAGGCCAUGACUCAAGCGGAUGUUGAGAAAUGGCAAGACAAAGUCCGUCUCAUCAAUCUGUACGGGCCUGCGGAGUGCUCCUGUGCCGCAACUGGGCGAAACCCGGUGAGCCUAGAUCGGCCUCCUCAAGUGCUCGGUAAGGAUAUGGGAGGCGUUUGUUGGGUUGUAGAUCCUGCUGAUGACGAGCAACUGGUCCCUAUCGGCGCAAUAGGUGAGCUAGUUAUCGAGGGACCAAUUGUUGGACGAGGAUACCUCAAUGCCCCGGAACUGACAGCAUCCGUCUUCGUUCCAUCGAUGCGAUGGCUCCAGCGAGUUCGCGGCGAAGAAGAUCGAGUGUACAAAACUGGCGACCUUGUGCAGCUACUACCUACCGGGGACCUGAAAUACAUCGGCCGCAAAGAUCUCCAGGUAAAAGUUCACGGUCAGCGAAUUGAAUUAGGCGAAGUCGAGCACCAUGUGCAUCGCUUGUUCCCCCAGGCGACCAACGUUGCAGCGGAGGUUCUUCAUCCAAAUGAACAACAGGGCAAGUCCAUUCUUGCAGCUUUCUUGGAAGUUCCUCCUUUGCAGAAACUCCCCGACGGCCACUCACCGUCGAUGGAGAUGAGCAUACUCCCAGCAACAGCCUCGUUCCUUGCCGAUGUGCAGAGGACCGAGUCCAAACUGCGCGACAUGAUUCCGACCUAUAUGAUUCCCACUCUUUUCCUGCCUGUGAAUCGCAUUGCACUGUCGCUAUCGGGGAAGGUGAACCGUGGCAUGCUGCAGAAUCUUGGGAGGAAUUUGAAUCGAAAGGACAUUAAGGCCUUCUCAAACCCUCGCAGAACCAAACGAGCACCGGAAACAGAAAUGCAACGUGCUCUAGGGAUGCUAUGUGCCAAGGUCUUGAACCUACCUCUUGGCGAGGUCAGCAUCGACGAUAGCUUUCUCGCGUUGGGCGGUGAUUCCAUCAGUGCCAUGUCGCUCGUAGCGCGUGCAAGUGCGCUUCAGAUUGCCAUGUCUGUUGAGGAUGUCUUGACCCAGAGCACGAUUGAGAAACUGGCGUCGCGUGCCAAAAAUACCACACCCCAGCUCCUGCCGCAACCUGAGGAGCUAGAUGCGUCGUUUGCAUUGUCUCCGAUACAAGAGAUGUUUUUCGAAGUCGUGCCGCAGGAGUCUUAUAAUCACUAUAAUCAAAGCUUCUUCCUGUCUCUCGCAAGAAACGUUUCUGUGGAAGACUUGGAGCACGCUGUCCGCGAGGUAGUCCGACAUCACGUGAUGCUACGAGCCCGGUUUAGUCAAGAUGCACAGGGUCGGUGGACGCAGAGCGUAACUUCCAAGCCGGAGUCGUUCUCGUCCUAUUUAUUCAAAUCGCACGAGGUGGCUGAUGUUACGUCCAUUGAGCCCCAUGCAUGGAAGACCCAGCAUAGCCUGAAUAUCGUGAGUGGACCUUUGCUGGCAGUUGACCUCUAUCAAGUCCAUGGUCAGGGGCAAUACAUUCUCCUAGUGGCGCAUCAUCUCGUGGUAGACCACGUCUCGUGGCGAAUUAUCCUCAGCGACCUGGAGGAGUUCCUUGAAGCGUCUUUCGCCUCUAACGCUCGUGGUCGUCGCAACGUCGAGUCAUCAUUAUCCUUUCAGUCGUGGUGCCAUCUCCAGGCUCAGCAUGUCCGGGAACAACUGCCCCCUCAGAGAGUUUAUCCGACACCUACAGAGAACCAUGUCCCGCUUUCGACAAUUUCUACAUGUAUGGACUACUGGGGCUUGACAAGCCGAUCUAACACCUAUUCGGAUGUUGUCUCUAUCGGCUUCACUUUGGGUGCAGAAGUGACCGAGAGUCUUCUGGGUGACGCUAAUGAUGCCUUGCGGACGAGACCCGUGGAAAUCAUUCAGGCUGCGCUCGUCUUCUCGUUUAUGAAACAGUUCCCAGAUCGAGAUGCGCCAAUCCUCCAUAGCGAGGGCCAUGGAAGAGAAGUAUGGGAUCCGUCCAUCGAUUUGUCCCGAACCGUAGGAUGGUUUACCACCAUAUGGCCUACCCUAAUCACGGUGCAACCUACGCAUAGUCUUAUCGAGGUGGUGAAACGAACCAAAGAUGGGCGACGACAAGUCCGUAAUAACGGAUGGGCUUAUUUUGCAUCACGAUUCCUACAUCCAGCAGGACGCAAUCAAUUGCCACUGGAGGUGCCCCUUGAGAUAGUUUUCAACUAUGCUGGAUCAUUCCAACAGUUGGAACAGCGACAGGGACUAUUCCACAUGGCUGAGACUCAGUAUACGCGAUUUGACGUAGCAGCUACUGCCACUCGAUUUGAAUUAUUUGACGUCUCAGCUGUAGUCAAUCGUGGACAGCUGCAGGUGGAAAUCUCCUAUCACCAAGCUAUUCCCCGGGAUCGCAUGCGGCAGUGGGGUUCAUCCUUUGAGGCUGCCUUGUGCGAGGCCAGUGUGACGCUUCAGCAAAUCCAGAGGCAAUUUACGCUUGCCGACUUCCCUCUUCUACAGAUCGGCUACGACGAUCUGGCAUAUCUGGUCGAUACGGUUGCCGCCGUGACAGGAGUACGCGAUAUAACAGCGAUCGAGGACGCCUACUCCUGUUCGAGCAUUCAACUAGGCAUGCUUCUCAGUCAAGCCAAGGACUCAGCACAGUACAUUACCAGCACUACAUGGGAGGUUGAAAGUAUGGAAGGCAUCGACAUUGACCGCUUCAUACGCUCAUGGCAAAAGGUUGUCGAUCACAAUCCCAUUCUCCGCACCAUCUUCGUGGAGAGCCAUUCGGGUCAGCUCUGGGACCAAGUGGUGCUGAGACACUCAGCCGGCGAUGUCCUUCUUGUCGAUCCUGAUAGUAAAAACUCUCCGGCUCCUCAAGGGCUCGGUGGUGUCACAGCAUCCCGCCCGUGGCAACUCAUUGUAACUCGUGCAGGUAUUGCGCUCUUGUGUGAGCUUCGCAUUCUUCACGCUCUGGUGGAUGGGGUUUCAACGAGUUUGCUUGAACAGCAACUGUCUCGUGCUUAUGAAGACCAAGUUGUCUCCGAGCCCGUGGCAACUCUAAAAGACUAUAUUUCUUAUGUUCAGGGUCUUCCCAGUGGAGCAGCCACGCAGUUCUGGGCCACGUAUCUUGAGGGGUCAGACCACUGUACCCUUCCCACUCUGCACCAUUCUCAAGAUCCCAAUUAUCCGGGUUCAGUGUCGUAUGUCACCCGGAAGCUUGACGAUCUUCGCCCACUGCAAGUGUUCUGUGGAGAGAAUGGGGUCACCCUGUUUAGUCUGGUUCAGCUGGCUUGGGGUUUGGUUCUGAGGGCUUACACCGCAUCUGAUGCUGUAUGCUUUGGCUAUCUGGCCACCGGUCGAAAUAUGCCCAUUGCUGGAAUAGACAAGGCUAUCGGGCCUUUCAUCAAUAUCCUUGUAAGCAAGAUGCACUUGGACGGCGGCAACGCCAUUAGGGAUUUGGUCCAGUCCAUUCACUCGGAUUUCCUACAAGGGCUGGGUCAUCAGCACACCUCGCUAGUCGAGAUAUAUCAUUCAUUGGGAAUUUCUGGUCGUGGCUUGUUCAAUACGGUGGUCUCAGUCCAGAGCAGACCCGAGCAACAACAAGUCAAUCAUACUUCUGGGCUUUCCAUGCGUACAGUCGACAGUGACGACCCGACAGAGUAUGACCUUACGUUGAACGUUUCUGUAUCCAAGGACGAUAUGGAAUAUGCCCUGUGGUAUUACGAACACUCAUUCACAACAAGCCAGGUCCAUGAUCUCGCAGCUGCCUUUGAAAGAGCCCUUCUGAGUUCGGUAGCCUUGACGAAUGCAAAAGUCCGGGAUGUCGAUCUCCUAAGCGACGAUCAUCUCCACUGGUUACAGUUGCGGAACGAGGUUCUCCCCGAGACGCGACAGGAGUGCAUACAUGAAGCCAUCGAGCCAUUCUUCCUGUCUACCCCUUCAGCUCAGGCUGUUUGUGCAUGGGAUGGUGAUUUCUCUUACGCGGAGCUAGAUCAGCUGUCACUCAGCCUAUCUCGAGUUUUGACCCUCCGUGGUGUUGAACCGGAGACGUAUGUGACCAUACACUGUGAGAAAUCUAGGUGGACAUCUGUGGCCAUGCUUGCCGUUCUCCGUGCUGGCGGUGCUUUUACCCUCCUUGAUCCUUCUCUCCCCCUAGCCCAUAAGCAGACCAUUUGUUCUGAUCUAGGUUGUCAAAUCAUGAUCUCCUCUAGAACCGCUGAUGAUGCGUCGUCGCUGGUCAGAGAGAUGAUCAUGAUUGGCGACGGCGAAGAUGAGUCGUGGGUCGUGCCCCCAUCGGAGCCCAUACGAUCAUCGCAAGCCAAGCCUGCACAUGCAGCGUAUGCGGUUUUCACCUCUGGUUCAACUGGGAAACCCAAAGGCGUUGUUAUUGAUCAUUCUUCCUUUUGUACCAGUGCGAUAGCCCAGCAUCAAUCCUUAUCCAUUAAUAGUUCUACUCGCGUGCUCCAAUUUUCCGCCUACACCUGGGACGUGAGCAUCAUGGACCAGCUGGCAACGUUCAUGGCAGGUGGUUGCGUCUGCAUACCUUCGGAAUCUCAACGAGUGAACGCGCUAGCAGAGGCUAUUCAACAAUACGGCGCUACCUGGAUUCAAACAACGCCGCCGGUCAUUCGUCUGCUCGAGCCUACCAAGGUCCCAUCGCUACGAACCAUAAUUCUCAUUGGUGAAACCCCAUCAUACGAUGAUAUAAAGAUGUGGCGGGGCCGGGUAUCACUUCGGGAGACAUUUGGUCCGACGGAGUGUUCGGUCCUGGCUCUGGUCAACCCAGACCUAUCAUCUGAUCCAAGGAACAUUGGUCGUGAGAGCGGCUGUAUUUGUUGGAUUGUUGAUCCAGACGAUCACAACAAGCUGGUAGCGGUAGGGGCCAUUGGGGAACUGCUCAUCGAAGGCCCAAUUCUUGGCCGCGGUUAUUUGAAUGACCCUCUAAAGACGUCAGCAGCGUUUAUUGAAAACCCAGCAUGGGCAGAAAAGUUCCGUAACAACCAGACUGUGCGACUCUAUAAGACGGGGGAUUUGGUUCAUUAUUGCCCAGACGGGUCCAUCCGUUUCUUCCGGCGCAAGGACACCCAAGUCAAACUUAGGGGCCAACGCAUUGAGCCUGGUGAGGUUGAGCAUCAUAUAUCCAAUAGCUUCGACGGUGCGGAACGUGUCGUAGUGGAUGUUCUCGCGUUGGAAUCAGAAACCCCUCGUUCAUUUUUGGUCGCCUUUAUCAAGUCCGCGAGUCUAAAUGACAACAACGACACUGACAGUGACGCCGAUUUCUUUUCUCCUCCAAGUACAACAUUUUCUGCACAGGUGGCCCUCACUCAAGCCCGGCUGCAAAACCAGCUGCCUAAGCACAUGGUGCCCACGAUCUUUCUGCCUCUGAACUUUGUCCCUCUGACUAGUUCUUGCAAGACAGAUCGUCGUAUGCUGAAACGAAAAGCAGCGGCGCUGACACGGAGUGAGCUAGAAACAUAUAUGCACGCGGGUGCGUCAGUCAAGCAGACUCCCGCAACCGAAAUGGAACAGAAGUUACAUCUACUCUGGGCCAAGGUGCUGAACUUGGCCACGGAGAUGAUCGGAACUAAUGAUGACUUUUUCCACCUGGGCGGGGAUUCCAUUUCUGCCAUGCAGCUGGUUUUCCAAUGUCGCCGUAUCGGUAUUUCUAUUGACAUGGAAGAUGUAUUUCGGCAUCGCACCCUUGUCGGAAUUGCCAGUCAUGCUCGAAACGAAAAAAAUAGUGCUAUUGCGCUGGCUGUUGAAAAGAUCGAUGAACCAUUCCCCUUGUCUUCAAGCCAGCAACUCUUCUUCCAAUUUUCUCCACAUGGUUUUGAUGACUUCAAUUACUGUAGCGUCAUGAAGAUUCCUCGAAUUGGGGCUGAGCGUCUGCGACGGGCCAUCAAGACCAUUGUCGAGCGUCAUUCCAUGCUUCGUGCUCGGUUCAGCCAGGAUUGUGACGGCUCCUGGAUGCAGCGCAUCACAUCCCAAACUGAAGGGUCGUACCGAUUUCAGCACUCGACCAUUUCUGGGGAGAGUGAAAUCACUCAGGCGCUGCAAAGUGCCCAAGAGUGUAUUAGUAUUCAGCAUGGUCCUCUUCUAGCUGCAGAUCAUGUGCAACUAAGCGGACAGAAAGACGAUCAUCUCAUUCUUGUUGUCCAUCGUCUCGUCGCUGACCUGGCUUCGUGGGGCAUUAUACUUGGUGAUCUGAAGACUAUAUUAAGCCAGAAGAACCCGGUCUCUGCAUCGGCUCCGGCAUCAACGUCAUACCAGGCUUGGUGCAGUCUGCAGACAGAUUCCAUUCCUAGGGAUUUUCUCUCCAAAAAUAAACUCCUUCCUUACUCAGGGAGCCAAGUGCCCAUGGUCUAUCCACUUGAGUUUUGGGGUAUGGUAGGACGUCCAAAUCAGGUCAAACACUCCAACACCACCACAUUUACGAUUGACCAUUCCACCACAAAUCUUCUUCUGGGCCGUGCCAACCGGGCAUUUCAGACGCAGCCAGCCGAGAUCUUACAUGCGGCAUUGAUCUAUUCUUUCCUUCAGGCCUUCGUGGAGCGGAACCCUCCUGUAAUGUACAAUGAAGGUUACAGCCGUGAGCCUGCAGAUGGAUCCAUUGAUACUUCACAUACGGUCGGGUUGUUUGCUACAAUCCAUCCCACCCCAGUCAAUGUCGACAAUUGUAAGAAUCUGGUAGAGAUGGUACGUCGCACAAAAGAUGCCCACCGCUCUGCUACUCCAAAUGACUGGGCCCGUCUUGGUUCGUGCUCCAAAGAUUCGCCUGGCUUGGAGUGCAUAUCACCAGGGCCGUUCGAAAUCAUCUUCAACUUCGAGGGGGUAAAAAAGCAGUCCGAGGAUAACAACUCGAUCUUACAAAUUAUUAGAUCGCCAUAUGCAGAGUAUCCAGCAAUCGAUAGAGCUAUAGAAGCACCACGCUUUGCACUCAUUAAUAUCUCAGCCGUCAUUGUCCAAGGGGAGUUGGUGACGCAUUUCACCUUCAAUCAGCGGAUGAAACACCAAGAUCUACUGAAAGUCUGGGUUGAUGAGUAUCAAAAGUCGAUCACCAGGGCGGUUAUUGAUUUAAGUCACGCACCCCCGGGCUAUACACUAAGCGAUUUUCCCCUACUCAAAAUAACCUACGAAGAUCUCGACGCAUUUAUCGCCAGGGCCCGGGAUCAAAUUGGUCCGGAAGAGGGAGAAAACAGUGCCAUCAUCGAGGAUGCAUACCCAUGCUCUCCUAUUCAACGUGGUAUCCUGCUCAGCAAAUCCAAGAACGAUGAUCUCUACAGUCCUCGCUUUACUUGGAAACUUCAAGUCGCUGGAAAGAACCUGAUUGACCUGAGCCGGCUCCGAGAAGCAUGGGAAAGGGUUCUUGGCCGACACCCCGUUUUCCGAACGGUCUUUGUCCAGAGCAGUUGGCAUAUGGAAUACUAUAAUCAAGCAGUCAUGGUCUCAUUGCCGGACAACAUCACCACCUUGCAGUAUGACGACGAAGACGUGAUGGAAUUGGUCCAUGAUUAUCGUGCAACUCGAGAUCAGAAUGCUCUGUGGCACCUCGUUUUAUGCCAGAGCAAGAGGGGUGACACAUUUUGCGACUUGAAAGUCAGCCACGCCUUGAUUGAUGGAACAUCCAUGGCUGUUCUGACACGGGAAGUGCAGUUAGCAUAUGACGAGAUGCUCUCUGCAGGCGCCGGGCCGCCCUACGGCGACUAUAUCAGGUACCUACAAUCCACCCCGGUGGACACUGUCAUUGAUUACUGGAAGAAGAAGCUCUCCACCAUAUCACCGUGUAUGUUCCCUAGGAUCAGCAGCCAUAGUAGGCCACCUUCUACCAGUAACAACAAGCGAGAGCUGCGCUCUGUCGAGCUGGAGAUCGAGGACGCCUCUAUCAUCUACCAGUUCUGCAGGCAAUAUGGAUUUACCAUCUCCAACAUCCUUCAGGUAGCUUGGGCUCUUAUUCUGCAGUGCUAUACCACAUCCAAAUCCGUCUGUUUUGCGUACGUCACGUCUGGUCGUGACGUCCCCGUGUCAAACAUUGAAGGAGCUGUCGGUCCUUUCAUCAACGUUUUGAUCAGUCACAUGCCACUGGAUCCAGAUAUGCCUCUGCUCGGUGUGUUGCGGGUUAAUCAAGAUGAUAACGUUGACAACCUGAAGUAUCAAAACUGUUCCCUCGCAGAGAUAUUCCACGCCAUGUCCAUAGGUGCAGCGGAACUGUUCAACUCCAGCAUAUCUGUGCAGAACAGGACUUCAGACUACGACUCAUCCGGUGCAUCUUUCGAGUUCUCGGUAGUAAAUGGAGAGGACCGAACAGAGUAUGACAUCACUAUACACGCCCUCGUAGACAGGCAAGGGGUUUCCCUUUCGCUGAAUUACUGGAAGGACGAGCACCUAUCAGCAGAGCAAGCCGGUCAGAUCCUUCGCACAAUGAAAGAGGCGGUAAUUAGCAUCGCGACCUAUCCCAACGUCAAAGUUGGACAGGUGAGUCUGUUGAGCUCUGAGGAUCAGCUCCAGAUCCAUAAGUGGCACGAGAUUCCCAUAGCCCUCAACUCCUGCGUGCAUGACCUCAUUGAGCGACAUUUCCAAUGCAGUCCCUCCUCCAUGGCAGUCCACUCUUGGGACGGCGACCUCUCAUAUCAAGAUUUGGAUCGCCUUUCAUCCAGACUUGCCGCUCAACUCGUAGACUUGGGAGUUCAAGCAGAAACAUUUAUCCCACUGCUGUUUGAAAGGUCCAUGUGGGUUGUUGUUUCGAUUCUUGCGGUGAUGAAAUCUGGUGCUGCAUUCGUUCUCCUGGACCCGACUAGCUCUGUAAGCCGCCUGGAGCAAGUGUGUGCAGACGCCAAGGUCAAGAUGGUCCUCAGCUCGAUGGCCAAUAAAGAAAUACUGCGUCAUCUUCCAGUUGAUCUUGUUGUAGUGGACAGAGAAGCUGAGUACCUCUGGCCGUCUGUCGUAGUACUGCCGUCUGUUGCGAAGCCUCAAAAUGCUCUGUCCGCCGUCUUCACCCCUGAGUCUAGCGGUAAGCUGAAUGGGCUCAUUUUUGAACAUGCCUCGUUUUGUUCGGCUGUGGAAACGAACAAGGGGCCUUUGGGGAUAGACAGCAACACUCGGAUGUUACAAGUUGCCUCAUUUGCAUCUGACACAAGCAUUGGUGACUAUUUGAUGGCACUCACACAAGGCGGCUGUGUGUGUAUCCCAUCUGCAUCUCAGCUGGGGGACGUUGAAAAGGCGAUUUGUGAUCUGAAUGCUAACUGGGUAAAUCUCACUCCCUCAGUGGCCCGGCGUAUCAACCCUUCGCGUGUCCCAUCCCUGAAGACAGUUUAUCUUGGGGGCGAGCCCACGACUUCCUGGGACGUGACAAGGUGGCAGGGCUUUGUGCGGUUGGUUCAAGGCUAUAGCCCUACUGGGUUUCUAGUUCGUGGUACUAUCCGGUCCAACACUCUGAACACAUCAGACCCGCGUGAUACCGGCGUCGGAACGGGUGUGGUGUGUUGGAUUGUAGAUCCUUCAAAUCACCAAAGACUCCUCCCUCCGGGUGCCAUUGGAGAGCUUCUUCUUCAAGGCCCUAUUCUCGGCCGUGGCAAUCUUGGAGGCCAGGAGCAAAAUAAUACCUUUUUUACCAAGACUCCAAUCUGGUUGCAACAUCUCAAACCAAGUGUCUUUAGUCAGCUAUACAAGACGGGUGACCUGGCUCGAUACCAGUCCGAUGGAUCGAUCCUGUAUAUGGGACACAAGGACGCUCAAGCGAAGCUCCAAGGUCAGCGGCUAGAGCUCGAAGAAAUUGCCUUUCAUAUCCGUCAAUACUUCCCCCAGGACAGGGACGUGGUUGUUGAUGUGAUCCGACCUGAUAAAGGGAAUGCGAAACCAAUAUUGGCCGCAUUCAUCAGUCACUCUUUCAGCUCAGUCAUUGGUGGUCCAGACAAUGUUGUUUUUGCUGGACCUUUGGUUGCUUUCCAGAUGGCAAUUCUCGCGGCGCAAGCCCAGCUCGCGGAGAUAUUACCCCCUUCCAUGGUUCCUGCAGCAUUCCUUCCUGUGGAAAGGAUUCCGCUCAGUGUAGCUGGCAAGGUGAACCGGAAACUUCUCCAGGAGGCCGCCUCAAAUCUCUCACUAAAGCAAAUCGAUGCAUAUGUCAAUUAUUCCCCGCUUGGCGACGAAGGAAGAAUUCCAGCCAGUGAACUCGAGAGAUCAUUGCAAGCUUGUGUUGCCCGUGUGCUCAACAAGGCUCCUAGUAAUGUAGGCGUGGACGAUAACUUCUUCCGCCUCGGAGGAGACUCUAUCAGUGCCAUGACCCUUGUUUCUCAGUGUCGCCAGCACGGAAUGGCGGUAACUGUUGCGGAUAUUUUCCGUCACAAAAGUAUUCGACGAUUGGCCUCCCAUAUUCAGUCAGCCAAGGCGACAGCAGCAGAGAGUAAGGAAACUGUGGGAACGGUAUUCGACCUUUCCCCCAUUCAACAGGCGUUUUUUGAUCGAAACCCAGAGGGCCUAAACAACUUCAGUCAGAGCUUCUUAGUCAAGCUCAGACAACCAAGGGAAUCCAUUGAGACUGCUAUUGCGACAAUAGUAAAAAGACACACAAUGCUCCGCGCCCGAUUCAGGAAAGAAGCUGGAGUUUGGGUACAGUUGGUCACUGAUGAUAUUGAGGAUUCAUAUCGUUAUCGCAACCUAACACUCUCUGUUGCGGAGACGACCAAGAAGUGUUUCGUGGAAAGCCAGGCGGCUCUUGACUUCAUGCAAGGCCCCUUGUUAGUGGCAGACCACGUAACUGUUGGUGACGAUCAGUAUCUCUUCCUCGCUGCGCAUCAUCUCGUCAUUGACCUUGUCUCGUGGAGGAUCAUUUUGAACGAUCUUGAGAUGCUACUCGGAGGAGAGUCCUUGCCACCUCUAUGCUCCUUGCCCUUCCAGGUCUGGUGCCAUUUACAAGGCGAAUACGCAAAAAAGCAUCUCAUCCCGUCACAGACACUUCCAUUGCUGGCGAAUAUACCGGAUUUUGAGCUUAAUGUUGAAGAAUAUUGGGGGGUGCCCAAGUGUUCGAACAUCUAUGCCGACGUGAUGUCUAUCAAAUUCAACAUCAAUGCACAUGUCACAAAGCUGCUACUUGGGCCCGCAAAUGAAGUACUACAAACCAAACCCGUUGAGCUUCUGCACGCUGCAAUUCUCCUUUCAUUUGUCAAGUCGUUCCCAGAUCGUCCACCCCCAAUUAUAUACCAGGAAGGUCACGGAAGAGAACCUUGGAACAGCUCCGUGGAUGUCUCGGGAACUGUGGGUUGGUUCACAACUAUCUGGCCUGCCCUUAUUCGCGCCAAGGCGGACUCGAGCUUUAUGGACGUGGCGCAACUUACAAAGGACAUUAUACGCCAGACACAAGCCAACGGUUGGAGCUACUUCACUGCCCGGUAUUUGCAUCCCGAGGGAAGUAAACGGCUUAUUUUCAGAGAGCCGAAGGAGAUUCUUAUGAAUUACCAUGGAAGUUAUCAGAGUCUGGAGAGCAAAGAUACGAUCCUCCAAGUCACAUCUGAUAUUUCGGACAUACCGGCUGGGGUGGAUCCGCGGAUGCCAAGGGGCGAGAUAUUCGACAUCGAGAUUUGGGUCUCUGGGGAUACUUUGGAGUUCGAUUUCACGUAUAACAAGCAUUCCCUGCGCCAAGCGUCCAUCCAGAAUUGGGUUUCUUCCUGUCGGAUUCUCCUUGAAAGCGCGGCCGAGGAGCUGUCUGAUGCUUCUUGUCACUAUGCCUUUAGCAACUUCCCCCAGCUGUCACUGGCCGGCCCUGAAAUUUCUCAACCUUCUCAGAAUCCUUGUCACAACGACAUUGACCCAGCCUCGGUGCAGGGAGUCUAUCCUUGCUCGCCCGUACAACAAGGAAUACUAUUAAGCCAGGGGAGAAACAAUGCAUUGUACACUACCAGAACGGUCUGGAAGGUAUCGACUCCAGACUCGGGCCUACCCAUCUCUAUCAGUCAAAUUCAACAGGCGUGGGCCCAGGUCGUGAUGAGACACUCGGUACUCCGUACCAUUAUCACUGAGAGUACUUCCCGCGACAGGCUACACGAUCAAUUGGUCAUUGAUCACGGAGCCGGCAAAGUCAUCGUUUCGGAUGGUAUCGAUUCUCCAAUGGAGCCCCCAGGAACUUUGCCCUGGCAAUUCAUUAUCAAGCGAACAUGUGGUGCAGAGAUUCUCUGUGAAUUCGCUAUUAGCCAUGCCCUAGUCGACGGUAUCUCCAUUAGUAUCCUUGGCACAGAGCUGAACAGUCUGAUAGGCGGAAAGUUUAUUGACUCGCCGGUUAUGCCAUACAAAGACUAUAUUUCUUACUUGACAUCUGUUCCUCGCCAGCAGAUUGCUGACUAUUGGGGGGAAUAUCUCAGUGACGUCAACCCAACCCUAUUCCCUAUCUUAAAUGAUUCUUCUGAGGGCAAAUUGCAUUUUGUGACUCGCUAUAUUGACGCACAGCUCAUCAGAGCUUUCUGCAAGACAUACGGAUUCACGUUAUCCAACGUGAUACAGGUAGCAUGGGCCCUGGUCUUACGCUGCUACACCGGCACAGACGAUGUUUGCUUUGGCUACUUAACAUCUGGGCGAGAUAUUCCGCUCUACGGUAUUGAGAAUGCGGUUGGCCUGUUUAUUAAUAUGCUAGUGUGUCGCCUACAGCUGGACAGCAACCGCCAAAUGCUGUCAAUUCUACAGAGAAACGAAAGCGACUUUAUUCGCAGUCUCGACCACCAACAGUGCUCGCUGGCUGAAAUCCAGCAUGACUUGGGCCUCAACAGAGAGCCACUCUUCAAUUCCAUCAUCUCUUAUCAGGCAGCUUUUCCAAUACAAGAACAAACCGGGGACCAGUACGGAUUGGUCAUCAAUGUGAAUGCUAGCAGCGAUAACGUCAGCCUCUCCCUCAGUUUCUGGGACAACUUCCUCUCUCCCGAACAAGGAUCCAGACUCUGUGAUAGUUUAGUGCAGACCAUUUCGAGUAUCACCGAUGGUCCCUCCAUAACCGUCGGCGACAUCGACCUAGUUAGUCAGGAGGAGCUCAACAUUAUUCACUCUUGGAACGCGCAAUUGCCGCAGACAGAAGAAGUAUGUGUCCAUGACCUGAUUCUUGAUCAAUGCCGGGUUCAUCCUGAGGCACCAGCCGUCUGCGCAUGGGAUGGCAACUUCAACUACCAGGAUCUUGGCCAGCUCUCUGAGGAGCUGGCCAUACAGCUUCAGAUGCUCGGAGUUGGACCUGAUGUCUUUGUGCCACUACUCUUUGAGAAGUCGAAAUGGGUCUCUGUGGCGAUGUGUGCGGUCAUGAGAGCCGGCGGAGCAUUUAUUUUGCUAGAUGAUUCCUAUCCAGAAGCCCGUUUGCGUGAAAUAUGCGAGACUUCACGCUGCCCUCUUGUCAUAUCCUCAUCCUCCACCUAUAGGAAAGCUGCGCCGCUCACUGAGCGGGUGGUUAUUGUCUCCGAGAGCGAAGCUGCGCAAUGGAAGUCAAAUCUAAAGACAUGGUCCCUUCAACAUAAUGUCCUCCCUCGUCAUGCCCUCUAUUGUGUCUUUACCUCCGGCUCGACCGGUAAACCCAAAGGCGCGGUUAUCGAGCACUCAAGCUAUGCAACAAGUGGCCUAUCGCUCCAAAAACGACUGAGAGUUACGAACGAAUCUCGAGUAUUUCAAUUUGCUUCGCACGCGUUUGAUGUGAGCAUUAGCGACUACUUGACGACCUUCAUAGCGGGCGGGUGCAUAUGUGUUCCCUCCGAAAUUGAGCGAAUAAAUAAUAUUCCCCACGCGGUGCAAACACUGGACGCAAACUGGAUGCACAUUACGCCAUCCGUCGCGCAGAUUCUGCACCCGUCGCAAGUAGAAGGGAUCAAGAUCUUGGUCUUAAGCGGUGAGGCUAUUAAGGCAGAGAACAUCAAGACAUGGGGACAUUCAGUUCAUCUCAUCAAUGCAUACGGGCCAGCUGAGUGUUCUGUAGACUGUGUCGUCAACGAUCAGGUGGCAUCAAGGCCUUCAAGCAUUGGAUACGCAAGUGGUGCAACCUGUUGGGUCACCGACAGAAAUAAUCCCGCUCGACUACUUCCCAUUGGUGUUGUUGGAGAGUUGGUUGUCGAAGGUCCCAUCGUCGGUCGCGGGUAUCUGCAUAAUGAAGAACAAACUCACCGGGCCUUUGUCGAACGACCCCCAUGGCUUCAGUCUUUCAGAAGCCAUGACGCCUAUCCACGACACGUAUACAGGACCGGAGAUCUCGUUCAGUAUCUUCCCGACGGCUCCCUAAAAUACGUUGGACGCCGUGACAGCCAGGUUAAGAUCCACGGCCAGCGCGUCGAACUGGAGGAAAUCGAAUCCCACCUACGCCGUUUCUUCCCGGGAUCUCAAGAUGUGGCUGUAGAAAUGCUCCAACGACCAGAUGGCGCAUCUCAGAAGGUAUUGACAGCAUUUAUAAGACGACGGGCACUGGAUUUCACAGGGGAAGAAUUCUCAAUUCUUGAAUCCAGCCAAGAGUUUGUCACAGACGUCCACAUUGCAGAAUCGCGUCUCGUCCAGAAUGUGCCUCGGCACAUGGUUCCGGUCACUUUUUUUGCUGUCAAUCAUAUUCCAUUGACUAGGUCGGGCAAGAUUGAUCGGCCCAAACUGCGUGGCCAAGCAACGAAGAUCUCGUGGGCUGACGGGGGCUCUGGUGUUCAGCAUACCUCCCAGCGACCAUUGACCAAGACUGAGCGCAGAAUACAAUUGAUCGUUGCCCGAGUGCUAGAGAUUAGGCCAGAUGUCGUCGACAUCGACGGCGACUUUUUCCAGAUGGGCGGUGACUCAAUCACGGCUAUGCAGCUAGUAUCCCUUGCACGUCAUGAGGGCCUUUCAGUGACUGUAAGGCAAAUAUUCACCUUGCCAGUACUAGCAGAUCUUGCGAGAGAAGUCCAACAGUCCACAUCCGUGUCGGCUUUGACAUCGUACGUCGCGGACCCUUCCAACAACACCGAUCACGAAUCGUUGAGAGAUUUGCAUUGGAAAGACCUGCCCUUCCGCGAGGAUGAUGUGGUCGACGUCAUUCCUGCAACAAUUGUUCAAGGCUUUUCUGCAAGUCGGCCACAGAACUACUGGUUCUUGGAGCUAGCAGGACCGCUGGACACAGCUCGACUGAAGCAAGCCUGCUCAGAACUAGUCGAGAAACACUCGAUUCUCAGAACAGUAUUUAUCCCGCGUGCAGGCCAAAUCCUGCAAGUUAUCCUACGCACACUAUCUCUGGACAUUAUCGAAUGCAACGCCUUUCAGAAGGACUUGAGGCCAUUCGUCGAAGAAUACAGUCGUCAAGAUUUCCCCUCACAAACUCUAUACGGAUCGGUGCCACUGGCCCUGACACUUGUGAGAGGCAGUGACGAACGUCAUAUUCUCAUAAUGCGUCUAUCGCACGCUCAGUAUGAUGGACUAUCCAUCCCCAGGUUGAUGGCGAACCUUCUUGAUUUGUACCAUCAAAAAUCCAUCCCCGUCUCCGCAGACUUUGCAACAUAUGUACGGCAUUGUAACCGGAGCCAGACCUCAGCGACAUUCGCCUUUUGGAGGUCUCUACUUGAUGGUUCAUCCAUGACUUCAUUACUUGAUCAGCCAGCAGCAACAGGGGCAUUGAAUGAUUCCAGACCAUCAGUCCUAGUCGAAUCGAUAGCAAAUGUACCUUUGCCAACCACCCCUCGGGGAAUCACGUUGGCCACCGUAGUCAAGACAGCUUGGGCUUUAGUGCAGUCGAAACUACUGCGGCUAUCCGAUCUUGUCUUUGGUCAGCUAGUUAGUGGUCGCAACACGGGCGUCCUCGAACUGGAAGAUGUCAUAGGGCCCUGCAUCAACAUGACACCUGUGCGAGUUCAAAUACACCCGGGACAGACAAUCAGAGAGCUACUGAAGCAAGUUCAGGCGCAGCAUGUGGAAACGAUGCCAUUUGAAACGACGGGACUAGAUGAAAUUGUCAAGAAUAGCACUUCAUGGCCGGCGAACACCGACUUUGGGUCCAUAGUCCACCACCGGUUCUCCCAGGGUCAAAGCGCGCUGGAGUCCAACGAGCUAUCAUGCCGGAUUGACGCGUGGUCACCCCUUUCCAUACCUGCAAUGAAUGUCUGGGUGUCGACCAUAGCAGAAGAAGAUCGGCUGAGCAUCAACAUUUUCUCUCGCAGCGAGGUUGCGUCGCAAGCUCAAAUCAAUCGGUUGAUGGAAGAGAUGUCUGCCAUGUUGGCAAUUUGCAGAGAAGGCAUGUACGUGCCUGUCGAGGACAGCAAUGAUGAUUGGGUCCAUGUUUAA